AUGUUCGGAGAGCUGGUGUGCGGCCCUCCGGGUAGCGGCAAGACGACCUACUGUGAAGGGAAGCGGCAGUUUCUUAGUGUGUACGACCCAACACGGCCCGUCGUCCUGCUUAAUUUGGAUCCCGCCAACGAAGACGUCUUCCCGUAUCCGUGCGAUGUCGACGUGCGGGAACUUGUCUCACACGCGCGUGUCAUGGCGGACGAAGGCCUGGGUCCAAAUGGAUGCUACGUGUUUUGCGCGGCUGUGAUGGAGCGCAACAUGGACUGGAUUCGUCGCAAGAUUGAGGAGGCUGUGGAGCGGCGACUGCAGGAUGUUGCCGCGACGGCGACCGCCCACGGAGCAUCAGGCGGGUUGCCGUCGACGCGUGCGCCAUACCUUAUUGUGGACUGCCCAGGGCAGGUGGAGUUCUACGUGGGGGCGUCUGUCAUGCAUACGCUCUUCAGGAUGCUGGAGAAGCGGUUGUCGUGCUCCCUGUGCACGGUUCACCUCGUCGAUGCCGCCGUCUCCACGCGUGAUGUGGCAACGUACGUGUCAAGCUGCUUGCUGAGCAUCACCACGAUGAUCGACCACGAGCUUCCGCACGUGAAUGUGAUGAGCAAGUGGGACACGCUUUCCGUGGAGGAGGCGGAGGAGGGGGAGACUUUCUUGCGCGCCUCGCACUUCAUGGCGGAGGAUUUUGACCGCUUGUGGAAGCGGCAGUUGCGACGGCGACGACGGGAGCACCGCCGGGCGCAGAUGUACCCCACAUCCUCGACGGACGCGUCGUGUGGUGAUCCGAGGCGGUGGGAGAAGGAAGAGGCGGAGGUGGAGGUAAUUGACCUGCAGGCAGACGGCGGCCGGCUCUACCGCUACAGCAGGGCGAUUAUGGAGGUGGUGGACGGGUACGGCCUGGUGGGGUUUCGGCCCCUCGACGUGCAGUCGCAGGAGAUGAUGCUGCGACUCACACAGCAGAUUGAUGAGGCCGUCGGUAAUUUUGUGUGA
Molecule: messenger RNA, 981 nt
Organism: Trypanosoma conorhini
Lineage: Eukaryota; Euglenozoa; Kinetoplastea; Trypanosomatida; Trypanosomatidae
Product: cytoplasmic protein
Exons: 1
Coding region: 1-981 (326 amino acids)
Cellular component (GO): cytoplasm
Molecular function (GO): GTPase activity
Source: RefSeq, a predicted model, not a curated record